AAUGUGAAGGGGAAUGGCCCAUGAACCCAGAAAAUAUUGACCAGCUGCUCUUGAAUGACCCUGAGGUCAGAAAUAUAACAGCAAAUCCACUUCAAGCCUGUGAAGAAGUUGAUCCAGUGAUGACUAUCAUUCAUCAUUUCUCCUCUUGGACCAAGUUAAAAACUGCUGUAGCAUGGCUCCUGAAGUUUAAAAGAUGGAUUAUGGCAUCCCACCGAAAGAAAGCUCUUUCAACUACAAAACCUACAAUGACAAAUGGAAAACAACAACCAAUUCUACUGAAAAAUGAAAAAGCUCUAAUUAAACAAGAUCCUGUUAAAAGAUGUCUGAAUGUGGAAGAUGUAGAAGAAGCUGAAGAGGAGAUAAUCAAAUAUUGCCAAAAAAGAAAGUUUGAAGAGGAAUUGUCCUGUUUACAAAGUGGAGCCAAAGUGAAAAGAUCAAGCCAUGUCUACAAACUCUGUCCAUUCAUAAAAAAUGGGAUUCUUCGUGUUGGUGGACGACUUAGCCGAUCUUCUAUGCCAUUGGAGACGAAACACCCAGCUAUACUGGCUAAGGAUUCACAUAUCGCAAAUCUGAUUCUACAACACGUUCAUCAUCAAGUCGGACAUGGUGGUCGAAACCACAUGCUGUCUAAGCUUCGAGAAAAGUAUUGGAUUACUGGGGCCUGCUCGGCUAUACGAAGUAUCCUAAGGAAAUGUGUUCUCUGUCGUCGACUGAAUGCACAACCCAUGUCUCAACACAUGGCAGACCUUCCCAAAGAGAGAAUUACACCUGAUGAACCACCAUUCACAUGCGUCGGUGUUGAUUAUUUUGGGCCUUUUGAAGUAAAAAGUCGAAGAAGCCUUGUAAAAAGAUAUGGAGUUAUCUUUUCCUGUAUGGCUUUACGUGCAAUCCAUAUUGAAGUUGCAUCUUCACUGGAUACUGACUCGUUCAUAAACGCCUUAAGACGUUUCAUAACAAGACGUGGUCAAGUCAAAGAGAUCCGGUCAGAUAAUGGGACGAACUUUGUAGGAGCAGAACGUGAGCUUAGGACAGCUGUGGACGGGUGGAACCAAGCAAAGAUUAACAGCAUGCUUCUCCAGAAAGGAAUAAACGAGAUGCCCUUCCUCCCCCGCCCUCCUUCCUUCCUCAGCAUCCACUGCGUAUCUGGGCCGAACCCUGCCCAGCCGCGCUGUCCUUGA
Molecule: messenger RNA, 1178 nt
Organism: Oryzias melastigma (Indian medaka)
Lineage: Eukaryota; Metazoa; Chordata; Actinopteri; Beloniformes; Adrianichthyidae
Molecular function (GO): nucleic acid binding
Source: RefSeq, a predicted model, not a curated record